This is a messenger RNA of Marasmius oreades (fairy-ring Marasmius), 1368 nucleotides long. RefSeq lists its product as uncharacterized. The transcript has 7 exons. The record is from RefSeq and is a predicted model, not a curated record. Bases 1 to 1368 code for a protein of 455 amino acids. NCBI's taxonomy places the organism in Eukaryota, Fungi, Basidiomycota, Agaricomycetes, Agaricales, Marasmiaceae.
AUGUCGCGCCAUCUCCACCAUAUUGCAGUUCUACUAUCAUUAUGGCUCGUUUUGAUAAAUUCAGCCCUCGGCGCCAAGUUGAAGGGAGAUGGCGGGUGCAACCGAUUUCUGUGUGUCAAUGCGACCGUCCAUGAUAAUUCAAUAACAUACCAAAUGACACCUUUACGAGGCCCCGCUGGCUGGUUGUCUCUCGGUUUUGGACGUAGGAUGGCCAACAGCCAUGUGGUCAUACUCUGGGAGAAUGAUGACGGAACGACGACCAUAUCUACGCGAUUUGCAACGAAUCACUCUGAGCCCGUGUAUGAACCAAACCCCGCACGCACAGUUUGGCAACCCGAACUUAAACCGGCUAAUUGGCAUCCACACGCCAACACCUCUAUGAGUUUCGAGAUACAGCGCUAUCAUGGACAGAUACAAGGCAUGGGAUCUGACCCAUUAUUGACGGACCACAUAUGGGCUUUCUCGUAUUUCCGCCCAAACUCUUCGGCUCCUGACGUUCAUAUGCUGCAACACUAUGUUGCAGGCCGUCUUGUUCUUGAUUUAAACAAGGACCUGGUUCAGCAUGUACACCAUGAAUCUGAUAUUGGAUCGGAUGAGCCUUCUAGACCCGUUGUCGAGUCGACGGAGCCAGCGAUCCCAUAUACAACACACGAAUUGCUCGUACUGGGACAUGGAAUUUUAGCCAGUAUUGGUUUCCUUGUUCUCCUUCCUAUCGGUUCGCUGGCGGCGAGAUGGACCAGGACCAUCACUCCAAAAUGGUUCAAAGUCCAUCACAUCUCGAAUUAUUUGCUCGGUCUGCCCGUCAUCUCUAUUGGUUGGUUUCUCGGCCCUCUUGCAGUGUUCGAUGCACAGGCCACGCAUUUUCUCGAUGCCCACCAGAUAUGUGGACUCCUUCUUUUUGGUCUUUAUCUCCUUCAGAUAUUACUUGGUCGCUAUAUCCACGCAAAGCGAAAGCUUCCAGGUCGAUCUGCCCAUCCACCGUCUAACAUCUUACAUGCUUGUUUUGGGCUGACUGUCAUUGGGCUUGCCUUCUUCCAGGUCCGAAGCGGAAUGGACGAAUGGGAAAGAGUAACUGGACGUCCAAGUGUAGCACACUGGUGUCAUAUAGCCUUGAAAGCAUGGGCAGUGAUCCUACCCAUUACUUACUUCAUUGGCCUUUGCCUCCUUCGACGCCAAUUUCAUCAAGAGCAACAAGGAAUCGGUCCCGCAAGGGGCAGCAAUUACAUUUCUCUAGCCUCGCCAUCAUCGGAUAGUCCCAAUACCUCCAAUACUGCAUUUGAACUCGGAGACGACAUCGAAGACGAAUACGAGAAUGCUUCCACCAAAGAAAUAGAGACAAGAGUUCCUUUACUUCAUGUUAAACAAUAA